Molecule: messenger RNA, 903 nt
Organism: Cryptococcus amylolentus CBS 6039
Lineage: Eukaryota; Fungi; Basidiomycota; Tremellomycetes; Tremellales; Cryptococcaceae
Exons: 5
Coding region: 1-903 (300 amino acids)
Source: RefSeq, a predicted model, not a curated record
AUGGCACUGGUAACCAUCACUGGCUUCCCUUGCUCCGGCAAAUCCACCCGCGCACACCAACUCAAAGAAUACUUUCAAAAGCGGCUCAAAGCAGAAGACUAUAAGGGGCCGUCACUAGUGGUGGAAGUGAUAGACGAUGAAGGGAGCCACGUACCCAGGUCGACAUAUGACUCAAGUGCUCAAGAGAAGCCUGGUCGUGCGAGCCUCUUCUCCAAUGUGACUCGUUCCCUGGGAGAAGAUACGAUCACUAUAGUGGACUCUGCAAACUAUAUCAAAGGGUUCAGGUAUCAAAUGUACUGUGCUGCCAGAGAAGCUCAUACACGAGUCGCUACAGUUCAUGUUGCGGCUCCCCCUAAUCAGUGUCGUGAAUGGCAUGAAAGGCGUGGUGAAAGCUCGUAUAAGCCCGCGACCUUCGACAACCUUAUAAUGCGUUAUGAAGAGCCUUCCUCUAUGGUCCGCUGGGAUAGCCCGCUGUUCACUAUACCCUGGGACGAAGAUCCUCCUUAUGAGGAUCUGUGGAAUGCUAUAAUAAAAGGGGACAAGAAGCCGCCUACGUCUGCUGUCUUGCAACGUAGUAAACCUCCUCCGAAUACCCUCCAGACUCUUACAGCCACAACGUCUCUGAUCAACUCUUCCCUUUUCACCCAUAUCAACUCUCUCCCUGGCUCCACCACCUUCCCUAUCUCUUCUCCACCCGGCCCCAAGGGCUCGUCUCUCAUCUUGCACCUCCCCGACAAGAAGAUUACGCUGAGUGAGAUGUCGCGGCUGAAGAGGCAGUACGAGUCGGUACAGGUGAAAGCCCAGUCUAGCGGAGGCCUGGCAGCAACUGCAACUUGGUCAGAAGAAGAAGUGUCGACGGGGUAUGUGAGGUUUCUGGAGCAGGUUUGGGAGACGGGAUCAUAG